CAUUGCUGCUUAAAAUGCUGUGAAUGUGACAGCCAAUCGACCAGACUGCCAGCCUCGGCUUGGGGAGGGAAUGUGGAGAAACCUCCGUGAGGAAAAUGCGCGCGAAGUGACGCGACACGCGCCGCUCUACAAGUGCUCUGACUAUCUUCCACGAACAGCGCGAGAAGCGGGGCGCGAAAACUACUCGCCCUUUUGAGGGGACAAACAUGACUGUGGUGCCCGGGGAGAACCUCGACGAGACUGUGGCAUUGGCAGCCCUGUCCCAAGAUGUUUACGACCCUGAACGGGCGGACCAGGAGUGCUGCGAGCGGGUGGUCAUCAACAUCUCCGGUUUGCGCUUCGAAACCCAACUGAAAACAUUGGCGCAGUUCCCUGCCACCUUACUUGGUGACCCCAGGAAAAGAAUGCGCUUCUUCGACCCACUGAGGAACGAGUACUUUUUUGACAGGAACAGACCGAGCUUUGAUGCCAUCCUCUACUACUAUCAGUCUGGAGGCAGGCUGAGGAGACCCGUUAAUGUUCCUGUGGACAUCUUUAUGGAGGAGAUCAAAUUCUAUGAGUUAGGUGAAGAAGUCAUUGAGAAUUUUAAGGAGGACGAGGGUUUCAUCAAGGAGGAAGAGCGACCUUUGCCCGAAAACGAGUUUCAGAGACAGGUCUGGCUGCUGUUUGAGUACCCCGAGAGCUCUGGACCCGCGAGGGGCAUCGCAAUUGUCUCGGUGCUCGUCAUUUUGAUAUCAAUUGUAAUAUUUUGCUUGGAGACUUUACCGGAGUUUAGGGAGGAAGGGAAAAUGUACGAGGAGCACCUCGCAUUCAAUGGGACUGCUAGUUCGAAGAAGCCCAAUCCUUUCACAGACCCCUUCUUUAUCGUAGAGACCCUUUGUAUAAUCUGGUUCUCCUUUGAAUUGCUCGUGAGGUUUCUCGCGUGCCCAAGCAAGCCCGCCUUUUUCAAGAAUAUCAUGAACACGAUCGACAUCGUGGCCAUCAUUCCCUACUUCAUCACAUUGGGUCUGGAGUUGGCCGAGCAUCAGGGCAACGGCCAGCAAGCGAUGUCUCUGGCCAUCCUGAGGGUCAUUCGCUUGGUGCGGGUGUUCCGCAUAUUCAAGCUCUCCAGACACUCGAAGGGGCUUCAGAUCCUGGGCAAGACCCUGCAAGCGAGCAUGCGGGAACUUGGUCUCCUUAUAUUCUUCCUUUUCAUUGGAGUUAUACUGUUCUCCAGCGCCGUGUAUUUCGCCGAGACAGACGACCCCGACUCGGGGUUCAGCAGCAUCCCCGAUGCCUUCUGGUGGGCAGUGGUUUCCAUGACAACUGUGGGCUACGGAGACAUGUGCCCAGUCACCAUCGGUGGCAAAAUAGUGGGCUCUUUAUGUGCCAUCGCUGGUGUGCUCACCAUUGCACUUCCAGUGCCCGUCAUCGUGUCCAAUUUCAAUUACUUCUAUCAGGAGACCGAGCACGAGGAGCAGAUGCAGUACACGCAUGUAACGUGCGGCCAGCAGCAGCCCUCGUUUGGUGAAUUUAAAAGGAGCGACAGCAAAGCGUCCCUGUCUAAAUCAGACUAUUUGGAUUCAGAGGACGGAGAUUCAGUCAAGUACACCAACUGCAGCCCACAUAAAGCAUACACGGGGAAGCUCACCGACGUAUGAAGGCAGAACGCCAACAAUUAUAAACCCAAAGAAGCGCACCUUUCUCCGUGAGCACAUCCUCAUCCCUCGCGCUGGCUUGAGUAGAUCUGCGAGGAACGCUUCAUUUGGAAACGACGACAGCGGAUAACACUAUGACGUGAUGCGCGAUUGUUUUCUGAACUGUCUUCCAUUCUUGUGACUGUAGAUAAUCGCGAGACGUAGUUAUAUAGGCGCAUGAAUUAAAAAAGAGGAUUAAAUAGAACGUAUGUUAUAUUUAAGCAAGCCCGUUUAAAUCCAUUUGUAGCACUUUAUCCGUAUACUAAACUUAGUCCACAAAUUAGCUGACCUAUUAGUUUUUCAGAAAUUCGAUGUCAGACGUUUACAAACAAAUAGCUAAAUUGAAAAAGGAAUAGUAGGACCAAUAUGUAACUUUUUUUUUUUUUUUUUUUUCUAGCGAGGGCAGUUCAACUGCAAGGUCAUUUGGGGGAAAAACGACUUGCCCCAGGUUAUUAAAAUAAUAUUAUUAUUGUAAUAAUGCGUAACGUUAAAUUUGGAAAAUUGAGCAACGCAUAUCUCCGUUUCGUUUUGGGGAAGAUCAGAGAAUAUCAGACCGGCUUUGUGAUUGUUAAUUUUAAUUUUUUUAGGCUGGCACUGCAUUCGCAUUGAAAGGUUAUGGCAUCUUGAAAUUACUUGAUAGCAUUAUUCGAACUACGCAGUAGCACUUCAGGGAUAGACUUACGCCGAUAAGCAACACGACGCUUUUUAAUUUCUUCAUAUUAUCAACAGAUGUGCAAGGGAUGAAUGAAGAGAGCCUCGAUUUCAACAAUGUGCGUUCAAAUAUGGACACUAGUUCGUUUUGAAGUACGCUAGCGUUAUCUAGUGGCCAACUGUGAGAACUGCAAUCUUUAAAAUGUGUUUCCAUAGCAACUUUUUCCAGACGGUUCUGGUGACAUUGGGCUAUUAUUGUUCACCUAAUUUACUAACAUGAAAAACGGCUUCUGGUGCUUUCAUUUAAAAAAAACAAAACAAAAAAAAACAAUACAAGGUAAAUUCACGAAUUAUGUUAAAUUAAAAAAAAUAAAAAUAAAAAUAAUCAGCCUUAUUAGGCCUAGUUAAACCCAAAGAGCCCACAGAAGCUUAUCCAAUAUAUGAAAUGUGAACACAAAGGAACGAUAUAACUCCAUAUGAAGUCCACUUCCCUAAAAAUGGAGAAACAUUUUCAUUUCUGCACUGCAACAGCAUCAAGAGGGGAUCAUGAAUGCUGAACAAAAAGGGAUUCAUUAUGACGUCACUGUGAGAAAGGAAAAACUCAUCUGCCAUUGGCUGGACUAGGAGAAUCAACGGCUGCAGUGUCAGCUGUGGACUAACAGAAAAUGGAAAUAACUGCACAGAUUUCCGGACACUCCACAUCAUCGAUUUUUUAUUUAUUAAUUUUUUUUUUUAAUGAAGUCACUGCUCCUUUAAUUGGAUUUUCACAUUAACGAGAAGGGUUCAGACAGGAAGAGGUACGGUCAUGAAAAUGGACUUCCUGUUCUUCAGAUCUGCAUGUACAUGCAGCACAACAUCAUCAAGGACGAUACGAACCUUCGCCAGAGCAGCACUAACACGGGACAAAACGAACUUAAUUUAAACAACAUUGAUUGGUUCCUAUCGAAUGAACUAUGUACAACGUCUCAAAAGGAAUCGUGUUGUCAGACGUGGAAUCUAACCAUGGGGAAAUAAGGAAACAUGGUGAAGAUAAAGAAGAUGCUUUUGAAGCGAACUGAGGUAGAAACUAUUUACUUGAAAUCACAUGCACGAACAAUUUGUGAGAUGCAUCCUAAAGUUUAUCUGCCCCCAAAAACAACACCACGCUACCGGGACAGGUGUGUGUGAGUAUGCAUACGUGAAUAUGUGUCUUCAGGCCAGCAGUGUCACGUUUAAAAGUUUCAGAUCACGCGCUAUACCAAAACAUAUUAUGGCACGAAUGGAAAAGUUGGGCAUGGAAUAAAUCUUGAUUAUUAUGUUAAUUUAUUAUAUAUUUUUUUUCCAACAAACUCAGUAGUCAAAUGAAGUGGGAACAACUAUCAAUGACAAUUACUUGACUGUUGAGGUUAACAUUGUUAAAUAUCUAUUUUUUUAAAGUAUUGUAGGUUUUAUAUACAACGGUAUCGGUUAAACUGGUGAAAGGUUAUUUUUCUAGCUUUUUAAAAUUUUGCUAAAUCAUUUUCAGUUUUCUUUUCUUUCUUCCACUCUGUUUGUUUUGCCUACGGUGAAAAGAAAAUGUGUGUACGUGUAGAAAUUCUGUUAUGAUUUCCUCCUGUAAUUGUUUAUGCGGUACAAACACUGAAAUGCAAAGGUUGCUGCAGGUUUGUGUCUUCAUUUCUUUUAAGCGUUAUAGUUUCAUAAUCACCCAUCACUGAAAGCAUCUACCUCACUGUCCUGAUUGGAUGUUUUACUGUGCUUUUACCUCACUGUGUUGAGUUACGUCAAAUGGUUCACAAGCCUUAUUUCUGGAAACACCUUGAGUAUACACUAUAUCACAUUUGCCCAGACGUUGUCCAUUCUGGUUUUGGGCAGUUAUUUGAUCCAAAAAGCCACAUAUAUUACAAUAACGUAAAGCUUGCAAGUGAAAGCUCGUCUCAACAUGCCCCAUGACAGAAGAGAUAGAAAUGUAUUUUCCCUGCUUUCUAAUGAUAGAGAUAUACAGGCCUAAGAAGUUAAAAUCUGCAACGUGAUACAAUUUAUAUGAUAACGUGAGAGAACUUGAGAGAUGAUACGAAAAUAGAUGUUCCUAGAUGAAAUGUGUGUAUUAUAUAUAAUGUCACUGUUUAAAUAAGAAAUGAUUUCAUUCAGGUCUGUUCAUGAGCACAAAUGUAUCCAUUUCAACUCCUGAAAUCCUGACUUUACAUGCAUACUCUAUGAAUAACUGAAUCAUGAAUGAAUAUCAGCAUCCAGCAAAUAAUUUUUGUCUUCUGUGCAUAAAACACUCUGCUGCUUUGAGGUCUUCCGUGUGAAAGCACAUCAUUUCUUCACAUCGUCUUUUUUUCGCUCUUUCAGUUUAUUCACAAGCUAGUUUUGCUCAUUUAAAAUGUAUCACCUGUUCUCUGCAUUUAAACUGGAUAUUACUACUGUUUAAAAAUAAGACAGACAGAGCUGACGCUGAUUCAUUUAAAGGGACAGUUUAAAUUUCAAUGAAUUAAAUCGCUGAUUCAAAUGAGUUGUUCCCAAAAUAUCUUUUGUAGCAGGCCUGCAUUACAGUUUAUAUCAACUGUACAUACAAAUGUUCAUAUUUUACGAUUAGAUUAGGCCAGAUAUUAACCGUGAUACAAACAUUUAUUUACUAACACAGUCAAGUAAUCCAUAGCAUGCAGAACAAGCAAAGUUUUUAUAAUUAAACUCUAUAAAAUCCUGAAGGGUAGGUGACACCAGAAACUUUUACAGAUGAGCCAAAGAUACACUUAUUCCACAUGCCCUCAGAAAAGCUCAGAAAAAAAAAUGCUGGGUUAAAUAUGGACAGAACCAGCAAUUGAGUUGAUUUGAACCACCAGCUGGGCUAAUGUUUUACGCAACCUUAUGGAUAGUAACCCAAGCGCUGGGUCAGAUCAACCCGAUUGCUAGUUCUGUACAUAUUUUACCCACACAGCACUGGGUUGCACUUAACCCGGCAUUUCUUAGUGUGCAUGAAUGAAUUCUGCUUUGAUUUUGUUAAGCCUGUGCGCUACAAAAUGUGGGGUUAAAUACAACCCAGCGCUGCCAUCCGUAAAAUAUGAACCUAUAUGUAACCCAACCACUGGGCAAAACAACCCAGUCACUGGGUUUAACCUUAUUUUACCCAGCACUGGAUUGUAUUCAUCCCAGCAUUUUUAGAGUGAAUGAAACCGGAAUAGACAUCGAACAUUAAUUCUUAAAAAAAUAAAAAGUUUACCAAUAGCUGCUAAAUUCAUUUAAUAAAUAUUAUUUGCAUAAAAUAACACGGACAGCAACUGAUUUAGUAGCUACGAUAUAAUUGACGUUAAUUUUAGCAUAACUUUGAGCUGAGCUGUAAUUUGAUAAUCCUGUGAAUCAGAUGUUUCUUAUUCGAAAAUGGCAGGUCGAUUCGAAGCAUUGUGCAGAAGGAAAGUGUAAAAAAUACACAAUUGCCCCUGUCUCCUGUAUCUUGUGGCUAUGGAUGUUGCUGACAUUGAUGUUUUGUCAGUUUUGUAGAGCGUUGCAUAUUCACACAGGAUGCGCAUCACAUCAUGGUUCUUCAAAUCGUUCGUGCUCAUAUCGUUCCCUACACGUCCCUGAUAUUCACACUGUUGACUUAGUGCACUCACACAUAACUACUCUGUUGCCUAAGAAAGAAGCGCAACUGUAUGUGCAUUUCUGACAUGUUCCUUUAAUAUCGCCUUAUACAUGAAGUGGUAUAUAUUAAAAGCAGGGAAAUAUAUUCCAUUACACAAGCGCUCCAUUACAUAAGCUGUUUGUGUAUUUAUGAUACCAUUGUGAGAAGUUAUAAAACAGGCAACGUGUUGCAUAGUUCAGUACGGUAUGUGUCUAUUGUCUGUUCAUAGUAAGCAAUAAUGCAUGAUAAAUCAUAUGAACACAAUGACCGAAGUAUCAUUGUUGCUUUGCACAUGAUGUUAACUGGUUGUUUAUGUACAUGUAUUUCUUUACUAGUGCCUUAUAUCAUGUAUCAUAUCAUCAGUGAACGAAACUGAUAUUGCUAUCCAUUGUAGAUCAUAAAUAUUGAGAUUAUGAUGUCACUGA
Puntigrus tetrazona (Sumatra barb) is the source of this 6350-nucleotide messenger RNA. RefSeq names its product shaker-related potassium channel tsha2-like. The record is from RefSeq and is a predicted model, not a curated record. Gene Ontology annotation, cellular component: voltage-gated potassium channel complex; membrane. Gene Ontology annotation, biological process: protein homooligomerization; potassium ion transmembrane transport. Gene Ontology annotation, molecular function: delayed rectifier potassium channel activity; protein binding. NCBI's taxonomy places the organism in Eukaryota, Metazoa, Chordata, Actinopteri, Cypriniformes, Cyprinidae.